This is a messenger RNA of Glossina fuscipes, 1212 nucleotides long. RefSeq names its product EARP and GARP complex-interacting protein 1. Lineage: Eukaryota; Metazoa; Arthropoda; Insecta; Diptera; Glossinidae. The transcript has 2 exons. Gene Ontology annotation, biological process: protein ubiquitination. Bases 51 to 1190 code for a protein of 379 amino acids. Gene Ontology annotation, molecular function: protein binding. The record is from RefSeq and is a predicted model, not a curated record.
AUUAAAAGGCGAUGUAGAUUUGACGAUGCAAUAUCAUAUUUCUAAAAAUUAUGGACGAAAUAAAUGGCUUAAUUUAUGGUUUAGAAUUGCAAGCUCGAGCACUGUCCCCUCAAUACGCUGAAACUAAUGAAGUGCGUUUCUUUAUUGCUACCAACUCCUUAAAGCCUACGAAUCAAAUACAUUUGGUUGAGUAUAGUGAAGAAAAAUCUCAAAUAAAUUCGACAAUUUUUGAACACUCUUUUGGAGAGGUGUGGAAGUUAAAUGCAAAUCCCCAUGAUUUAUAUGAGAUCGCAACUUGUUUCAAUGAGCAAACCAGUAAUGGUAUUAAAAGUAAGGCUGCUCUCCUGAAAUAUGGUGAAAAUGAUGAUACAAUAGGGAAAGUUAAAACCGAAUUGAGUUGGCAGCAAGAAGAGAUACUAGAAACGGAGAUUUACGGUGAAAAGGUGAAAACGGUGGAGUUUCAUCCAACACAGAAGCAAAGCCUAGCUUGUGUAAUUGAUAAUAAAGUGAUUUUAUACGAUAGAGCGGAGAGUAAAACGCGCCAGGCGGCGGAAAUCGCAUCAACAAGUAGCUCAUCGAAGCAUUUGAAUCAUCCAUUUACUGGUGGAAAAUGGUCACAUCAUCAUCAGGGUCAGCAAUUUGUAGCGCUGCAUGAUACGUUUAUAAAAGCUUACGAUACAAGGGAUAAUAAUCAUUGUGCUUGGUCCAUAGAAGAUUCCCAUGGUCAGUUGGUACGUGAUAUUGAUUGCAAUCUCAAUAAACAGUGUCAUUUCGUUACCGGAGGAGAUGAUGGUUUUCUCAAACUAUGGGAUUGUCGUAUGCCAAAAGAACCGGUUUUUGCACGAAAUGACCACGCCCAUUGGGUGUGGUGCGUACGUUUCAAUACCUUUCACGAUCAAUUGAUUUUAAGUAGUUCAAGCGAUUGCAAAGUUCUGCUAACGUGCGCUGGUUCCGUAAGCUCAGAGGCUGCAGAAAACGUUAAUCCAAACGCGAUUACAUCCCUUGAAAAUACAACGCAACGUAAAUAUCUGGACGAUGGAUUGUUGCAUACUUUUGAACAACAUGAGGAUUCAGUGUAUUGUGUUGAAUGGAGUAACGUAGAUCCUUGGAUUUUUGCUUCACUAAGCUAUGAUGGACGUUUAUUAAUCUCUAAAGUACCCAAGCAAUAUAAAUAUCAAAUAAUAUUAUAAUUAUUGCAAAUUUUUGUUUUAU